Messenger RNA from Hippopotamus amphibius kiboko, 5368 nucleotides. It is a transcript of the gene CBY1, whose product is annotated as chibby family member 1, beta catenin antagonist. Bases 333 to 773 code for a protein of 146 amino acids. The transcript has 6 exons. The record is from RefSeq and is a predicted model, not a curated record. Lineage: Eukaryota; Metazoa; Chordata; Mammalia; Artiodactyla; Hippopotamidae. Gene Ontology annotation, biological process: negative regulation of Wnt signaling pathway. Gene Ontology annotation, cellular component: nucleus.
GCGGCGAGCGGAGGGGAGACUCCCGCAGUCGAGGUCUGGGUGGGUGACGCGGCCUCUGGUGGGUAUCUAGCGGGAGGUCGUGGGGGGUUCGCUUGGAAUCCCCGGCUUCUGGGGAGCGUCAGCAGAAACAAUGCCGGGGCCUUCCACUGUGUUUGGGUGACGUGGUAGCACAGCUUCAAAAUCCCUCAGCAUGUUGGUCCCCACUGCUGUCCUGCCCACCACCAAGCUGGAAGCAUUCUGGUUUGUCCAAGUCCCAAAGUGUUGUGCCCCAGCCCAAAUGCCAUCUCCUAGGUUAAGAAGGAAGCAUUGACCUUUCCUUCAUCAGGCCAAAGAUGCCUCUCUUUGGGAGUACGUUCAGUCCGAAGAAGACGCCCCCUCGGAAGUCUGCAUCUCUCUCUAACCUGCAUAACCUCGAUCGGUCAACCCGGGAGGUGGAGCUGGGCCUUGACUAUGGAACCCCCACCAUGAACCUGGCAGGGCAGAGCCUGAAGUUUGAAAACGGCCAGUGGAUAGCAGAGACAGGGAUUGGUGGAGGUGUGGACCGGAGGGAGGCCCAGCGCCUCCGGAGGCGGAACCAGCAGCUGGAGGAAGAGAACAAUCUCUUGCGGCUGAAGGUGGACAUCCUGCUGGACAUGAUGAGGAAACGAGCCCAGCACGGUGACACAGCUGGAAGGGAAGGAGCCAGGACUGAAACCUUUGGAGUCAGAAGGGGCAAGUUUGGUUGUCAUAGUGAUGUGGGUCCCGGUCCCCUCUGCAUUACCAUCGGCACCUGAGGGGACUGCAACCGUGUGGGACAGCUCUGCAGUGAAGAAGGACUUGUAUUUGGAAUGAUGAAAGAAGCAAGCCAUUGGCAAGUUUCAGCAGAGGAAUGCUAUGAUUGACUUAAAAAAAAAAUCCGUCUGCCUUCGGUGUGGUGAGAACAGUCUGAAGGGGCAAGGCUGGGACCAGGGAGGUGGCAGUAGAGGAGGUGAAGUGGUCAAAUUCUAGGCAGGAAUUGAAGGUGGAGCCCACCAGGGUUUGCUGGUGGAUGUGGUGUGUGAGCUGAGUCAAGGAUAAUGCUAUUAAUGAAAAUCUGUAAGAGAAAUGGGAAAAAGAAUCAGCCACAUCUCACCACCCUAACCCUUGUUGGUUUUCUCCCCCAUUGAAAUGCUAUAUACUUUUGGGAAUUCCCUGGUAAUCCAGUGGUUAGGAGUCUUCCCGGGCAAUCCAGUGGUUAGGACUCUGCCCUUUCACUGCUGAGCACCCAAGUUAGUUCAGUCCCUGGUCAGGGAACUAAGAUCCUGCAAGCUGCAGUGUGGCCAAAAAAAAAAAAAAAAAAUCUGCAUGCUUUAAAGACCUUACCUUUUUGUCAGGUACAUCUGUCAGAUUCUGGCUAAAAUUCUUCCUCCUCAAAGCCUUUAUUGACCAAAUCUACUACUUCCAGGGGUGCCCAAAUAAAUAGUGCUAUCUACUUGACAUUUAUUAUCAUUUGUAAUCAAUACACAGUUUAGUAAAUUUUUGAGCUGAGUGUCAGAUUAGGGAAGAACUGUUACUGAAGAGCUGAGAUAAAAAGUUCUGUGGGUAAGAGGGAGGGAGUGCAAAAAAUCAGAGGAAAUUAUACAGUUUGAGACUUAACAAGGGGAACCAUAUACACAAUUGUACAGAUACAGGCUAAUGUGUAUGUUUUAUUGGGCGGGGUACUUAUAGCUUUUGAAAAUUAAAGGGAUCUACACCCCACACCAAACCAAAGUGAAUUAGGAACUGCUAUAUUAACCAGUUUCACAUUCUGACAAGACAGAAACAGGAAAGGUGGGAACCAUGGACUUGAGGGAUAGGGAAUGAGAGGAGCUGGGGGUGUGUUUCUAGAAUACCUCAUCUCCAUGCAGAUGGCAGAGUCCCCUUUGUGCCCAGCAUGGGACAUUGUCACUUAUUUGAUGGCACCCUUACUUGUGCCUGGACUGAGGCCCCUGGGCUGGCAUCAAUUUUUUUUAAAUUAAUAAAUUAAUUGGCUAUAUUGGGUCUUUGUUGCUGCACAUGGGCUUCCUCUAAUUGCCACUAGCAUGGGCUACUCUUCAUUGAGGUGCUUGGGCUUCUCAUUGCAGUAGCUUCUCUUGUUGCAGAGUACAGGCUCUAGGUGCAUGGGCUUCAGUAGUUGUGGCAUGAGGGCCCUAGAGCACAGGCUCAGUAGUUGUGGCACAGAGGCUUAGUUGCUCCAAGGCAUGUGGGAUCUUCCUGGAGCAGGGAUCGAACCCAUGUCCCCUGCCUUGGCAGGUGGAUUCUUAACCACUGCACCACCAGGGAAGUCCCUGGCAUCAGUCUUACCAUAUGUCUUCUUUGCUGCCACUGAGCAUGUCUCCUUGAAACCUUCAGUGAAGUUUUCCUUCCUUCCUCUCCAGCAGCAUCUCCUCGAAUCUCUUGAGUUCGGGGAAGAAGGUGCCCCUCCCCGCCCCCGACCUUUUGAAGGGGAAUUUUGGGGGAUAAUUCUGAGUUUUUGUUGUUAUUCUGAUUUUUUUUGUUCUUAAUUUAAAAAAAAAUUUAUGUAGCAAAACACACAUAGCAUAAAAUUUACCAUCUUAACUAUUUUAAAGCAUACCGUUAAGUAAUAUUAAUACAUUCAUAAUGUUGUACAACCAUCACCACCAUCCAUCUCCAUAAGUUUUCAUCCUAUAACACUGCAAUUGUAUACCCAACAACAACUAACUCCCCAUUUCCUCCUCCUCCCAACCCCUGGCAACCACCAUUCUACUUUCUGUCUUUGAUUUUGACUAAGUACCCCCUGACUUGUCUGCUUCCGCAGAGCUCUGUUCUUCCUCACUUUGCCUUUUCUAGAUGAUCUCAUCUGUUUCUAGAACUUGUGUGUGUGUGUGUGCUGUGUUGGGUCUUCGUUGCUGCAUGCGGGCUUUCUCUAGUUGUGGGGAGCAGGGGCUACUCUCUUGUGGUGUGUGGGCUUCUCACUCUGGUGGCUUCUCUUGUUCCAGAGCAUGGGCUGUAGGUGCGUGGGCUCAGUAGUUGUGCGGCAUGGGCUUAGUUGCUCCACGGCAUCUGGGAUCUUUCCAAACCAGGGAUUGAAAACAUGUUCCCUGCAUUGGCAGGUGGAUUCUUAGCCACUGUGCCACCAGGGAAGUCCCUAUUCCUAAGGCUUUGAAUACUCUGCACGGCCUGAUUCCCAAUAUUUUUUCUUAUCCCUUGACAAUUUUAUAAAUAUCGAAAGAGCCCUUUUAGCCUUAAAUAUAGAUUUUUUUAAAAUCCUGUACUGUUUGUGAAUAUAAACACAAUUAAUUGGUCAAAGUUUUCCUAAAACUUCUUCACAUUAGCAUUGUGACUUUCCAGUUGGAGUUGUUGAUGGAAAAAAAAAGAUUAAUCGGUCAACCUGAGAAAGAAAUGGAAAUUUUAUUUGAGCCAAAUUGAGGAUUAUAACCUGGGAAAAGCCUCUCGGAAAGUUCUGAGAAUUGUUCCAUCUGUUAGAGGUCAAAGCCCAGUUACAUAAGUUUUUGAGACCGAGUGUUAUAUGUUAAAGGCCAUAUUAUUGAUAGUUUACACAACGCAGAUCUAUGCGUACACAGGGAAUAGUGGGUCAUGGGUCAUCAUGGCCUUUUACAAGAAGGAAGGUUGUUUCCUAAGGAGGUGUGGUUAAUGCAGUUGCACAAUACAUGAUAAAGGGGAAGGAGGUGGCCCAAACAGGAAAAAAAGAUUUUGUUUAAAUUUUUCUUGUCUUGCCAUAAAAUAUGAAUCUUUAUUUCAUCAGUGUCAGUGAUGUCUGGAGUUUCCACAUAGGACUGCCUUUUCUACCCUUCAAGAGUGUUGGUCUUCUAGCAUUUCUUAAAAGCGUCCAUAAGAGAAUCAAAAGCCAUUGGCAUUGGGCCCUUAAGCUGCCCUUGUAUUUAUGUAGAGCUAGCUGUUUACUGAACUCAGGAUCAUCUGCUCACUGCUCGAAAGCCAAUACUCAGACAGGUUGGAAAGGAAAGGUUGCUUUAUUCAAGAGGCCAACAACCUUGGGGAGAAGACAGACUCAUGUCCGAAAGCCAACUCCAAAGAUUCUGGAAGAGUCUUUUGGGGAGGGAGUCAGAGUCUUCCUUGUCUUCCACCGUGUGCAGGCUUUCUUCAGAUUGGUUGGUGGUGAGGUAACAGGGCGAUGUUCUGGGAAUCUUGCUCUCAGCCUGAGGUUACCAUCCUCCACCUGUGUGGGAACCUUAGUUCCUGCAGAAGAACCCAAAGGUAUAGUGUAUAUCUUGAGGAGGAACGAGGAUCCUGCUUUAAUCGCUGCAGUGUUGCUUGACUGCUCCUCCUCUGUUUCUGCAUUCCCUCCCUUCCCUGAUUAGCAACUAAUCCAGGUUUGAACCGGCCCUUUGGAACACAAGGAAGGUCAGGGAGGCUGAAAGAAGCUACAAACAAGAAAUGGGGACGGAAAGGAUUUGUACCCGGGAGGGACACACAGGGUCCUGCUUGGUUUCAAGCCUACUUAAAAAUUUUUUUAAAUACAUGCAAAAAGCAUACUUCAUAAAUGUACAGCCUGAUGAAUUAUCCAAAAUGGGCAUACCCAUGUAAACACCACACAUGUCAAGAAAUAGAACUUUACCAACACCCCAGAAACUCUCCUGCCUUCCCAAAUAUUACCUCCUCCUUCUCGAAAGGAAUCACUCACUAUCUUUCUCACCAUAGAUUGGGUUUGUCUGUCUUUUAACUUUAUCAAAUGGAAUCAGACAGUAGGCACCCUUUUGGAACAUGAAGACUUUCGUAGUUAGAGCUGCCCUGUCCAGAGAUAAAGAGGACUGAGGACUCUUAUCUGGAGGAAGUGCAACCCCCAGCCCUGCCCUCCCCAGAAUAUGUAAGCAUAGGACAUAGUCUCUCAAGUAUCAAAUAAGGAUUGGGACUGUCCGAUCCUGAGAUUCUUCGGUUCCAUGGUCAGUUGGCUAAAGAAGUAUAUCAGAUUACCCUGUAUUAAUAACUGAGGGGCACAUUAUAAAAAGAAGCAUUUUCAUCCAUCAUAUAGACAAAAAAAAAUACAGAUAAUGCAAAAUACAGAGAAAAGGACACUUCCAUUUACUAUUGUGAAAGUAUAUGAUAUCAUAAUUCCGAGGGCAAUUAGCUAAUACCUAGCAAAAUUUUAAAUGUUCAUAUUUUUUGGCUAACAAACCCAUUUCUAGAAAUCCAUCCUCCGGGAAUACUUGCAGCAACGCUGUACUAUGCCUCAAUCUCCUCAUGUGUAAAAUGGGGAUGAUAAGGACUUCCUUGGUGGUCCAGUGGUUAAUGUUGCCAAAACUUGGUUCCCUGUGCACCAAUGCCAAAUAAAAAUAAAAAAGAGAUUUGGAAGAUAAGAGCGAGGCUUUUUAUUUUCUUUGCCAGGCAAAGGGAAGACACAGUAGGCUAGCGCCUCAAGAACUGCCCCCCC